Molecule: messenger RNA, 1080 nt
Organism: Letharia columbiana
Lineage: Eukaryota; Fungi; Ascomycota; Lecanoromycetes; Lecanorales; Parmeliaceae
Exons: 3
Coding region: 1-1080 (359 amino acids)
Source: RefSeq, a predicted model, not a curated record
AUGGCGGGCCUUGUUGCCGUGCUCGUAGCUGUCUCAUUGGCCGCCCCUAAUCCUGCCGUUAACAGAAUCGAUGCUCCCCCCCAGAGACCACAUUCUACCACCAUUAUCGGUUCAAAAACAACCCUCAGCUCAUCGACAGCGCCACACAUCACCCUCAAGCCAAGAAAACCCGCCGUCAACAGGAUCGAUGCCGUUGGUGUCAAUGUACACGGUAAACCCACCAGCAGCUCAGCCCACAGCAGUAGCUUUCGGACUCUCGUCAGCACAACGGUGGGACCACACAUCGCUCUGAAUCCCAGGGACCCCGCAGUCAACAGGAUCGAUGCACCUGGCCACAAGCCUCAUUCCAGCACCCGGACUAGCUCAGCAACAGCCGCUAGCUCAUCGAAUAGACCUCACGCUCCUAUUGAAGAACGAGCCCCAGCUGUCAACAGAAUCGAUGCGGUUGGCAAUGGUGUGGUCGACCAGGCCUUGGUCAGCGUAGUCGGUGGAACCCCUGUCACUCUAGCUAUAACCGAUGUCCAACAGCUAGAGGUAGCAGCUACCGAGAUCAUAGGCGCCGCAGCAGCUCCCAUGCCCGUCAUCAGUGUCAACCCGUUGCCAAAUAAUACGGCUGUCCCUGCAUCCUUCUUUGCAGGCCCUACACCUAGCAGUAGCGCUAUACCUUUCGAAGUCCCAGACACCGAAACCGUCAUCUACAUCACAGUUCACCCCGACCGCCCCAUCGCCAAGCUUGAUAUGGGCCAAGUCCUACUUCACGCCAUGUCCGAGUUACGCGAAACCAUUAACGAAAAUGGGGAGGAUGGCUGGUUGCCCGAAGACGACUGGUCAUGGUUUGCGGAGACGUGGGAUUGCUUACUAACUGCGGAUCGGAAUUUGAUCCCCGGACCGGGUGGCCGUGCGCAGCAUUUGACGUACGGAGUUUUGCACAACGCGUUGGUGGGACUGUGGGGCGCGAUGUAUUCUCAUGGAAGGUACUUUGCGUGCGACUUUGAAAUUGAAGAUGCACAGUGGGGCAUUGUGGGAAGUGGGAGCAUGAAUUCUUGGGACAAAUCGGAGGGGAGUCUCACUACCUCCUAG